AUCGCUUUGCUGGCGCUUUCGCCACUUGCUGCUUUUCCACCACCUCGCCAACUUGAAGUAGCACUUUCUCCUCUUUGUUAUCCUCUUUCAUUGUUUACAUUCUGCUAUGUGCAAGCAUAUUCUCAACGCUCAAGUAGCCAUCCGCGCACCAUGCUGCAAGCAAUGGUUUGACUGCUCAGAGUGCCACGCGGAAACGCAGGACCAUCGUCUAGGAAAGACAAAUGAAAUGGCAUUCUUGUGCAAGAAAUGCAAGAAGGCGUUCCGGAAGGACAUGACCACUUUCGAGGAGAGUGACGAGUACUGUCCACAUUGCGAUAACCAUUUUGUUCUUGAAGCAAAGACACCACAGGCAGUCCUUGGAGUGGAAGGAGAUGAUCCACGGAUAAACUCAAGGCUUCUCAAAGAUGAACGUGCCAAGCAAGACCCUUCACGUUCCAUCUUUGCUCAGGAUACCACUGAUCGACUGGGAUAGAAAUCUUGGUCUAGGGUCUUGUACUGUUCUUUGCUUUCGUCUUGUCCAUACUGCUAUACCCAUCAAUUGCAUUGCCGUGAGUCUAGAUUAUAUCGCAGGCUCUCCUAAGGUCCAUUCAAGCCACCGAAUAAUUGACAAGCUGCACUAGACCAAGGAGUUCAGCCGUAUCAGCCAUUGGAUCUUUGGUGCCGCCAUGAUCAUCUUCCAAACCCUGUCGCUUCCCAUCUGACUAUGAUCGAGACUGAUACGAAAAUAUAUUACAGCACUACUUCUUAUAGCGUCAUUUAAUCGAGUCGGCUUUCACAUGCUUUCCAAGGAUCCCGCCAGCUCUCUAUAUGCAUGUUGCCAGGAAUCCAAGGUUUGCUUCGCGCGUAGAGGAAUGUCGGACAUCAGAAUGUGGAAUAGUCUAGUGAAGGGUCGAGAUGGAUGUUUCAAAGAAGACAUUCGUCUGUCCUUUCGAUCAUCAUUCAGCCAUAGGCCGGAAGACGUCCAGAAAUCGUGGUUUCUGCGUUGAGUCCCUGAGCUUCAUAGUCCAGCCAGUCAACAAACGCGUAUUCCUGCCCAUUCGGUGGUCCACUGAACGAUAAUGUGGACCGUUUCAGCGCCUUCAGCCGCAUUCCCAACGAUCCCAUUCUGAAGCCACCCAUGCACAAAACACGACAGGAUGGCCGCCAUAGGGAGCUACUUCUACCAGGGUCCUGCCUUGGUUCUGCCUUCUAAGCGUAUCAGGUUUCACCUCAAGCAUCUCAAA
Molecule: messenger RNA, 1223 nt
Organism: Somion occarium
Lineage: Eukaryota; Fungi; Basidiomycota; Agaricomycetes; Polyporales; Cerrenaceae
Source: the annotation of a GenBank genome assembly